ACCAAGGUCGAUGUGUAUUAUUGUAUUCAACGAUCGAGUUUACUAAAUAGAUAAUAUAAUACAUAGUACAGGACAUUCACAACAUUCUUAAAGGUAAUACGACAGAUGUGUAACGCCAGUAUGUUACUAAAUCUACUGAAGGAAUAGGAGGCUUACCAGUUACUUAGAUUGUGGCGGGGGGAUAGUUGUCAACGGAUUAUCAUUACUCAUUCAAUAAGUUUUGGAUCUAUCAUUGAAUCGUGUACAAGUACGAGAAAUUCAAGUUUAUUAACGUGGCAAGGGUUAUAGUUGAGAAAUAUGCUUUGAGUAAGAUCGUACAAUAGAGAAACGGACAGAAAUAGAAGGUGACAUUUUAUUUAUUUUAUCAUGUCUUCGAUAUAACUUGCAGCGAAAUUGGGUAUUUAUUGUAAGCUAGUUAUUUUGAUUUUAAUCCACGAUGUUGACAAAGUACAGAGGUAACGGUAGUUCUGCACAAAAUGUGCGAUUUAAUUCGGGUUUAAAUCGGACCUACAGUGAUAGCAAAAGUCAUUUAAGAUAUUCCACCGAUCAGCUAGGCAGAGAUUUUUCACUUCAAAACUACUCCGGCGGUGUGUAUAAUUCUUCUAAAAAGCGGUACACCGACUUGGAUGAUCAUUCUACUAGCCGAGGAUAUAGUACGUCAUAUCCCAAAGUACAUCAUGGUUCCAGUUAUGAUGAUCUCAAUCAUUAUCGGAACGGGUCUUAUUUGACGGAAAAUGGCGGAAAAUAUAACAGUUAUAUGGAUUUGUCAUACAGAAAAGUUCCAGAUACAUGGACCCAUCGCGAUCCCGUCGGAAAAGAUGUCCUGGAGCCCAGACUUACCAAAGGUAUAUUGAAAAAGAACCAAGCAUUUUUACGACGACAUUUGGUCUUGUCCAGGAGUGUCCUGGACCAAUUGGUUGAUGCUGGUUUAAUCGGUGAUGUCAUGAAGAGGAGAAUUUUGCACAUGGAUGCCAAUUCUCAGGUACCAGAAGUCAUCAGAUUGUUAGAUGAUCGUGGCCUGGGAACAUUACGUAAAUUUCUUAAAGUUUUACGAGACACGGGUUCUGGGUGGAUUGCAGAUGUUCUGUUAGACACAGAUGCUAUCGAGUACGAGGAACUACAGCGCGAGGAGGGAUUUGAUCCGAGGGAACAUUACGAGAAUCGAUUGGUCAGAUACAACCAUGGCGCAAUGAAGAGGUACGACAGCGCUGAUGAUUUGACAGAACGCCACCAACCUCGAAAUUACGGUUCAUAUACUGCCAGAGCCCCAAGUCCAGACUCCAUUAGGUACCCCAGAGUUCCACUAUAUGAUCUUCUUAAUAGCAAACGAAAAAUCCAAUCCGACAUUAAAGGAAGAAUUCGUCCGGGAUUCUUUUUGUCUGGAGGUGCCGAUCCGAUGACAUAUCGUGGAAAUCAAACGGACGAGGUUCCAAAAAUUCUGACUGGUCUUGAGGGUCAUUUUAAAAGCCAGACGGAUGAUAACGAAGUGGCAUUGUCGUCUUUGAAACAGGAGGAAAUGGCAAUUCGAGAAUUAAUGGAUCAGAACCGCCGCGAACAACAAAAGGUCAGGAAAAACCAAUACACGUUGAUGGAUAUCGGUCAAAAGUUGAAAGAAGUCAACAUUAGAACAAACGAGAUUCAUGAUCCGGCCAAGAAUGCCGCCGUCUCAACAUACAGACUGUCGCAGUUGAAUCAAAUACCUUGGGCUAGUGGUAGAUAUUAGGAACCCAUUCAUACGCAUUUAUGUUGAACCUCUUUAUGCCGCAUCAAUUUACUGACAUUUAAAAAAUUUCGUGUUAAUUAUACUACCCUUCAUAGCAAAUAAUGUACAAUGUAGAUAGUUUACAUUUUCUCACCAUAUAUUUACAAUUUUAUUAUAUCUUUGUUUCAUAUGGUUCUAUUCUAGAAUCCUGUAGGCCUAAAUCUAUAAUGAUCGAAUCUGAAAUAAGAAUAGUCUUUAUGAAUAAUUUGAACAACAUUGAGAAGCGGUGAGUGGACCUACUAAAUGAGGAAAAUAGAUCUGGUUCAGCGGCAACUGGGCAAGGAUAUUACUUUCUCGGGCUCGGUCACUUUUGAUUGAGAUCUAAUUACUUUCUCUGUGUUAUUUUGUGAUGCCCGGAUUGAUCAGUAGUAGUUUUCCCGAAGCCCUCGAACACAUAUGGCCUGGUCAGUGUGGCCACUUUCGCUCUACUAACACGGAUUUGUUUUGACAUCGUCCAUAUAUUCGGUUUUAAUAAAGUGCCUUCGUCAUUUAAUUUCUUUUAUAAGAAUUUCACAAGUAACAUUUCUAUAGAAAAUAUUGCAUGUCAAUGACAUUUGCUCAUCUUUAGAAAGAAAACAUAGUUACGUUAUGUAUCCAAGAGAUAGGAAAAUUUGGAAUAUAAAGCAAAAUUUUAUAUAUCGGGUGGCCCAAAAAACGAGUAGUCUGUUUAAGCGGAAUAGAAAAGUAUUGUACCUAUAUCAAUAACGUUUGACAUGUGGUGCAAUAUGGAUGCUUGACUACUUAAUUCCAAAUGGUAAGUCCAUCGCUCAAAGAGUGUUAACAUAGUACAAGUUUUAAAAAACAAUGUCAAUUUAUCUUUUGCCGGACUGAAAAGUCACAUCACAGUCACCUCAGUUUACAAAAACAAGUGAUCAGUGUGUCACCCGUUUUGCACCGAGUGCUGUUUUCACCCAGAAAUUGAAUUUCAUCCGACCACCCUCCCAAUGUGACCCUCCCACAUUCUCCCUAUCGCCUCCGGCGUCACAGAUUGUCAACAUUUUAUAUAAUUUAAUUUGCGGACCCCCGUGAAAAGAUAAUUUGGUAUCCUUUUUUUUUAACACUAUUUGACAGGUGAGCCGGCAAUUUAGAGUGAAGUUGUCAACCAUCCAUAUUGUACUACAUGCGAAAUGUGAAUGAUAUAAUGUACAGCACUUUUUGAAUUACGCUGCAGUUUAAAUAGUGUAUUCGUUUCUUCUGGGCCACCCGAUAUUUCGAUUUUAAUAUUUACUAAGUUUCUUAAAACAAACAUAUUUACAGAUCCUUUCCACUUAUUUAUUCUUAUAUUUUGUCAUUUAAAUAUUAUUAAAAUUAUGACGAUUUUUUUUUAAUCUC
Molecule: messenger RNA, 3094 nt
Organism: Patella vulgata (common limpet)
Lineage: Eukaryota; Metazoa; Mollusca; Gastropoda; Patellidae
Exons: 2
Coding region: 437-1723 (428 amino acids)
Source: RefSeq, a predicted model, not a curated record